Messenger RNA from Cariama cristata (Red-legged seriema), 178 nucleotides. RefSeq names its product NHP2 ribonucleoprotein (gene NHP2). The transcript is spliced from 3 exons. The annotation marks the transcript as partial. The record is from RefSeq and is a predicted model, not a curated record. NCBI's taxonomy places the organism in Eukaryota, Metazoa, Chordata, Aves, Cariamiformes, Cariamidae.
AUCCGUCGCGGAGUGAAGGAGGUCCAGAAGUUCAUCAACAAGGGCGAGAAGGGGAUUACGGUGCUGGCCGGCGACACGCUGCCUAUCGAUGUGUACUGCCACAUCCCCAUCAUGUGCGAGGACAGGAGCCUCCCCUAUGCAUAUGUCCCUUCCAAAUCGAAACGAGCCGUUGGCCAAG